This is a messenger RNA of Cyclopterus lumpus (lumpfish), 6858 nucleotides long. RefSeq names its product ubiquitin-conjugating enzyme E2O (gene ube2o). NCBI's taxonomy places the organism in Eukaryota, Metazoa, Chordata, Actinopteri, Perciformes, Cyclopteridae. Bases 164 to 4273 code for a protein of 1369 amino acids. The transcript has 23 exons. The record is from RefSeq and is a predicted model, not a curated record.
CUCAGUGGUGAGAGGGGAUACUGCGUGAUGACGCGCCACACUGCGCGAGUUACGCAGCUCUCCGUAGCGACGUAAACACGUGCACUUCGCCGCUUCCAGGUUACAUUUUUUUCAUUCCACCGUCAUCCUCGCGCUCUCGCAUCACUCCCUGACAACAGCAGCGAUGGCGGAGCCCGUAGCAUCGGAGGCGGCCACAACGGACGCAGCAGCAUCCCCGACCCCCUCUCCCCUAGCCAGCCCGGUCUCGGAGCCUCUAUCCAUGGCUCUGUCUCCCACGGCAGACGGCUCCCAACGGCUGCUCUUCUCCCACGACCUGGUCUCCGGGCGGUAUCGCAGCACAGUCCGGUUUGGCCUCGUCCGGAUGAUCCACGGCGAGGAGGACUUUAACUCCGACUCGGACCUCGACGAUGGAGGAGGAGGAGGUGUCGACGGAGGAGGACGAGUCCCGUGUGGCUCGGACACUGAGAGCGCUGUGGACACCCCGAGUCGGCCUCUCUGUCAGGGAUUCGUCCGCGUCCAGUGGUACCCCGAAGGAGGGAAGCAGGACAUCAAGGAGACAAAGCUGAAACUUGAAGAUCGAUGCAUCGUCAUUAGAGACAUUGUGCGAAGAAAUAAUUCUAAUGACAACCAGUGUGGUAUCGUGACCAACAUUGACAUCGAGUGUGCAGUGAAACUGGUGGGAACAAACUGUGUUCUGUAUCCAGUUAACGGCAAAGACCUGCAGUACAUCUGGUCUUUUAUGUACGGCGACUACAUCGCCUUUGACUUCUGGCUGGGGAAAGUGUACGACCUGACUAAUCACAUCAUCCUCAAGCUCUCCAACGGUGCCAGGUGCUCCAUGAGUGUGGAGGACGGUGCCAAGCUUUACGACGUCUGUCCACAUGUCAGCGAUUCGGGUCUGUUCUUCGACGAGGCGUAUGGUUUCUACCCAGGCCAGGUCCUGAUCGGUCCGGCCAAAGUCUUCUCUAACGUACAGUGGCUGUCGGGGGUCAAACCUGUCCUCAGCCGGAAGUGCAAGUUCAGGGUGGUGGUAGAGGAGGUGAAAGUGGUCGAACUGAAGGUGACCUGGAUCACGAAGAGCUACUCUCCCAACGGUUCAGAGGGCGUGUGUCCGCCCGCCUCCACCAUCACACAGGAACAUCUCUCCCGGGUGAGGCGUCUAGGAUACUAUGACCACACCCAGAGGCAGCUGGCAGAGAGGGCCCUUUAUGUUUUCCCUGCCAAGGGGGACGCCACGUGCAUCACCUGUGAAGGGCCCGAGGGUGCCCCCGUCCUGCCUGAAGACCCUGUGGCCAGAAAGUUGAAACGGUUGUUCAAGAAGGAUUCGGGGAAGAAGACUGAGAACGCCAACACACAAGGGGAUCACUUAUUAGAGAAGACAGGCUCGUCUCAUCCCAACAACAACGGCUCUGUGGCGCCCAUCCAGAACCUUCCGGACUCCCAGAACACCAUCGACCCCUCGGCUGAACACUGUGAGCAGGACGCUGACGACGAGGCUGCAGAAGACACAGACGAUACCAGCUCUCUGACGUCAUCGGCCAGCUCCACAGCCUCCUCUCAGAGCGGCGGCCUGGGGGUCAACCGCAAGAAGAGUGUCCCGCUUUCCAUCCGUAACCUGAAGCGGAAGCACAAGAAGAAGAGGACCAAGUUUUCCCGCGAGUUCAUGCCCGGAGACCGGGUCGCAGUGGAAGUUGUGUCGACAAAGACCACAGCUAAUGUGAUGUGGAAGGACGGGCGGGUGGAGACGGGGAUCCGAUCAAAUGACCUCAUCCCCAUCCAGCACCUCGACAGCCAUGAGUUUUGUCCCGGGGACUUCGUAGUGGACAAACGACCCCAAGCCCUCCAGGACCCGGGAGUGUACGGUGUGAUCCAGUCUGGUGACCACAAAGGCAGAACUUGUGUCGUCAAGUGGAUCAAACUCAACUCCACCAGCGACGACGUGGAGGUUUUCGGUAUGGAGGAGGAUGUCAGUGUGUACGACAUCGCAGAUCACCCAGACUUCCACUUCCGCACCACCGACAUUGUCAUCAGAAUAUGGAACUCAGAGAUCGAACGCCGCGACUGCGAAACUGAGACGUCCGUUGGCCAGGUGUCCAGGGUGGACGUGAGCAGCAAAGUGGAGGUGGUGUGGGCAGAUAACUCCAUGACCAUCGUCCUGCCACAGCACCUUUACAAUGUGGAGUCUGAGAUCGAGGAGACGUACUACGACUCGGUGGAGGAGACGAGCAGCGUCCUGUCCACCGAGGAGUGGGAGGACGAGAGCGACAGCUGGGAGACGGACAACGGCCUCACCACCGAGGACGACAGCCAUGUCAACAAUGCCGAUGUCGUCGAGCCAUCGACCCCGACCCCCACGGGCUCCGCUGUGUUUAUCAUCCCUCCUAAAGAGGGCAGCAAAGCUGGGGUCACCAGCCCCAUUAAAGGAACCCCUGGAGAAGAGGGAGAAGCCUCGGUGGCUGCUGCUAGCCCUGCUUCUGGAGGAGGAACCACUCCAGGAGCGGUCAAUGGAGCGGAGAAGCCCAGUAAAGACGGGGCCUCUCGGGGCUUCAAGGAGCUGAAGGAGGCCCUGAAGAUCCUGGAGAGCCUGAAGAACAUGACUGUGGAGCAGCUCUGGACCGGCGGUUCUCCAACCUCCCCGACCUCUGCCGAACCCGCCUCCGCAACAAACGUAGCGAGUUCGGUGACGCCCACGGCCCCAGAGAAACCGACGAAGGAGAAGCGCUUCUUGGACGAAAUCAAGAAGCUGCAGGAGAACCUGAGGAAGACGCUGGACAACGUGGCCAUCGUGGAGGAGGAGAAGAUGGAGGCUGUGGUGGAGGCAGGGGGAAGUGGAGGCGCGGGGACAGAGGUAGAGAGAGCUGGAGAGGAAAAGCCUCAGCAGGAGCCGCUGACACCGCUUGGUGGACAAGAGUGGCCCAGUGAGUUUCUCAGCGACACACCAGUACUGUGCCAACGGAGUGGUGGCAAACCCGGCGUCACCUUCACCAGUGCCAGGGGAGAGGUGUUCUCUGUGCUGGAGUGGGCUCCAGACACUCAAUCAUUUAAGAAAAUGGAGUUCCAGCCAGCAGAGGCAAAGAAGUUCUUCAGCACAGUGAGGAAAGAAAUGGCUCUACUUGCCACGUCACUGCCGGACGGCAUCAUGGUCAAAACAUUUGAAGAUCGCAUGGACCUGUUCUCAUCUCUGAUCAAAGGGCCGACUCGUACGCCCUACGAGGACGGUCUCUUCCUGUUUGACAUCCAGCUGCCCAACAUCUACCCAUCUGUGCCGCCUCUGUUUCGCUACCUGUCGCAGUGCAGCGGCCGCCUCAAUCCCAACCUCUACGACAACGGCAAGGUCUGCGUCAGCCUGCUGGGCACCUGGAUCGGCAAGGGCAACGAGAGAUGGACCAGCAAGUCCAGUCUGCUGCAGGUCCUCAUCUCAAUACAAGGCCUUAUCCUCGUCAAUGAGCCGUACUAUAACGAGGCUGGCUUCGACAGUGACCGCGGCCUACAGGAAGGGUAUGAGAACAGCCGCUGCUAUAACGAGAUGGCCCUGAUCAAGAUGGUCCAGUCCAUGACGCUGCUCCUCCAGCACCCCGUGGAGGUCUUCAAGCAGGAGAUCCAGGAGCACUUUGUUUCCAACGGCUGGCGGCUCGUCCACCGUCUGGAUGCGUGGCUUGAGCUGAACGACGGCGCUGAGAGGGCCCAGGCAUCGCACACGUCCUCCAGGGCUCAGCACUCGAGGGACCGACCCUCAUUGGUGGAACCUCUGGACGAGCAGGGGCCCGUGGCGGUGGCUCACAGCAGCCCGAGUAAGCUGACUGGUGAGGAGGGGGUCACAGGAGCAGGAGUGACCAGUAUAAUGGAGGAGGAGCUGGAGGAUUCAGGGCUGAGUCCCUCCACGACGGCGGCCUCUCAGCCGGAGCUGAGCCAGAACUCUGACUGCGACAGCAUCCAGGGGAGCGCCUCUCUGGGUGGCGAAAACCGAGGGGGCUCCAAAGUCGCCGGCUCUGUCGUGCGCAGCGGGGCAUCAGAGUCGGGUUCAGUCGUGGUUAGCGGAGGAGCCACGGGAAGUCAGCCAGUAGUGCGACCAAAGAAACGGAGAAAGAGCUACCGGAGUUUCCUCCCAGAGGGCAGCGGCUACCCGGACAUCGGCUUUCCACUCUUCCCGCUCUCCAAGGGGUUUGUGAAGAGCAUCCGAGGUGUGCUGCUGCAGUACCGAGCUGCGCUGGCCGCCGCCGCCAUCCCUCAGCACACAGAGGACAAUGUCUCUGCAGAUGAGUGUGAUGGAUAAAUUGGGGCUCACCCAUUUGCACAAACCUACGGGAGCUACGCGGUCACACGGGAACCCUCAUCUGUUCAAGGACACAGGUAAACACAGACAUUUUUACUGGAGGCCAUCGCGGACUCUCUCUUGACCUCAGCAAGACUUUGACUUUAGUACAGGUGUUGUGGAUACAAAUUUUAAAAAAGACUGAAUGAGAUGAAGAAUCGGUGCAAUGGACCCCCAUCCGCCCUCCUCAUCCACCUAGCCUCCAGCAGCACUCUGCCAUACUGGUUUGGGAUUUGCUGGAUGAACCACUCAAUCGGCCUGGGUAACGUAAAGCAGACUCGUGAUCGUAGCUGCAUUUGGGACGAGGUCAAAGAUGGCUGAAAAACUGCAGCGCUCCCAGUUGCGGCUACCUGUAGCACUUCAACAAACAAAUGCACAUUCUGGUCUGGGAGAGGGGACGGAUUCUUUUCAAAUAGAAAUCACUGGUUGUACGCUUUCUGCCAAAAUGUUCUGUCAAACACACACACACACACACACACACACACACAAUGUUCAAGUAGAGCGUACUGAAUGUCAGUAAAACUGCCAAACGCAACCGCUUCACCACUUCCUCCACUAUACUGUACUUGCUAGUGUUUUCCUUCGCCAAUCACUCGCACUGAACCACGCAGCCAACACGAGUGACAACGUUUACAUAGGAAUCGCCUCCGGAGGUCGGACUGCUGAGCUGUUUGGUGUUUCGAGAAAGCCAGCCAGGCACAGGACGACAGUCAGGUGGCGCUCUGCUCUCUGUCUAUGCGUGCAUGCUCUGGUCAAAGCUUAACGCGGCUGCCGCCUCCUACAUACAAAAGCUCCAUUCACUUUCUGUAGUAUUUAGCAAAGUUGUUCAACAAAAUGGAACGUGUGCUUUUGGUGUUUUUCAUGCUCAUUAAGUUGUUUUACUCACAGAGGCUGAAGUGUUGGUUUCGGAGCAAAGCUUUACCCACAAUGCUCCACUUUUCUGUGCCGGAGAUGAACCCCCAUCACAUGCGAAUGACACAAUUUAAAGAUUAGCAUAGAAGAAAAAACAACCCACAUACAGCAUCCAUAUCGUCAUUGCGUGUCAACAUGUUGCCUUACUUGAAUUGUUCUUACUAAUCUCAGAUCAUUGUGUUCGGAGCUGCUCGUGUCGUGCUUUAGACAUUGAACUAUACAGGCCGAGACACACACAAACCACUAGAACCCCGAUCCAGUGUUUUCCUCCUUAAUAGUGCAGAUCUCUGAUCAGUUGCCUCUUUUUUCAGUCUUUCACACUGCGGCAAACGCUGUAGAUUUAUUUUCUUCCAAAUUGCACGUGCAGAGUUUGAUAACAGUAGAAUACAAACUACUCUGUGUGAGACUGAAGGUUUGUUGAUAUUAUUAUUAUUUAUUUUUUUCACUGACUUCAGCGUCUAAUCCCACGAAGGCGACUGGCGACCCCACUGACGAGGGGAAAUCUCAUGCAGACGAAACUUAAACUGACAACUCGUCUGCUUUUCUUUGUUCACUCUGGGUGAAAGAAAUCAAGGUUUUCCUCACAAGUUCCCAUGAAACUUUGUCACAGAUUGUGCUGCAAUUUUGUGAAAAAGUGAAACUCCCCUUUGGGUCCAAUUGUGCUUCCUUGGAAACUGAGAGCAGUCUUUGUUUACAUAUUUUUAAAUAACUGCAUCCCGCCUUCAACAUAAUGCUCUUUUUUUUCUUCUUUUCUUCAAGAUAUUAUUAUUAUUAUUAUUAUUAUUAUUAUUAUUAGGUCAGACGAACCCCUUGUGCUUGCUAUCCCCUGUGAAUAAACAAGAGCGCUGGUAUUUUACUUGAACUAAGAACCUCAAUGCUGAAGUGUUUCUGAAUGAGUUCUGUUGUGACGGGAGAAGAUUUGCUGUGUUUUUAAAGCGAGUUGACAAAUGAGGGUGUUUUGUUUUGCUUGGUCUUCCAUCCCCUCGCCCGCGACUCUUGCUGCUGUUUGUUUAAAAAAAAAAGAAGAAGAAAAAAAAAAGAAAGAAGUCCCAGUUCUUGGAGCUUUGUGUCUUCAGUGGUCCGAGGACACAAAGAGUUUGGGCCUCGGUUACGGCUCCUUCGGUUCACACAUUUGUCAUCGGUGGCAGAAAAAACGAAAAAUGUGAAGCUGUCUCGGUAGAUUUCGAAGCAAAUUAUCUGGCAGGAUAUCAAGCACAUGAUGUACAAUUUUCUGUGUGUGUGUGUAUUAUUCAAAUUUAAACCAUUGUUCCUAUUAUUACUGCAAGGAGUUUGUUUUACAGCCAAAGCAUGUAACAUGUUGCUUUAAGCCUUUUGACUGGGCGACACAAGACUUGACUGUACGAUGUCUGCAUUUCCACAGUGGCCUGUUAUUGAUAUACUUAAAAAAAGAAAAAAAACUAAGUUAUGAUUUGUAGCCUGAUUCCCUCUGUACAGAUGUCAUGACUAUAUUGAAAUAUAUAAUUACAUACAGUAUAUAUUUAACACAAACCAGAGUUCUGACAAGUCAAGUGGACGCUUGGAGCAUAUGUGUACAAAAUGCUGAGUAUUGUACUUAUGAUUUUGUUUUCAUUGCAUUAAGACAGCUGUAUGUGUAUUAAACUUUGCAAGCAGUA